Molecule: messenger RNA, 903 nt
Organism: Erinaceus europaeus (western European hedgehog)
Lineage: Eukaryota; Metazoa; Chordata; Mammalia; Eulipotyphla; Erinaceidae
Product: zinc finger protein interacting with ribonucleoprotein K-like
Exons: 3
Source: RefSeq, a predicted model, not a curated record
AUGUUAACAAACAUAAUCACUGCUCAGAGUGGGGAGACUUUUCAAGGCGUACAAAGUCAGUACAGUUUGUAUGAAUAUGGGAAAGCUCCCAGCCACAAACACAGGUUUGUUUACCUUCCAAGAGCCAGCUGUAGAAAAAAGGCUUAUGAGUUGAGCAAAUAUGGGGCAACCUUCUAUAGUGAGAACCCAGACAUUCAGCAUCAAAGUGUCCAUGCCGGAGAAAAGCCUUGUGAGUGUAGCAAGUGUGGGAAGUCUUUUAGACAACGAGCCACCCUUAUUAUAUACCAGAGAGUCCACUCAGGAGAAAGGCCUUAUAAGUGUGGCAACUGUGGGAAGUGCUUUAGUCAGUUUUCCAAUCUCAUUGAACACUGCCGGAUUCACAGUGGAGCAAGGCCUUAUGUGUGUGCUCAGUGUGGGAAAUCUUUUAGCCCAAAAGCCACUCUCACUAGACACCAAACUGUUCACACUGGGAAAAGGCCUUUUGAGUGCACCGAAUGUGGGAAAUCUUUCCGUCAAAGCUACAACCUCAAUGAACACCAGUAGAUUCACAGUCGAAUCAGACCUUUGGAGUGUGACCAUUGUGGGAAAUCCUUCAGCAGAAGAUGCAUUUUCACUAAACACCAAAGAAUCCACACUGGAGAAAGGCCAUAUAAGUGUAGUGAAUGUGGAAAAGCUUUCAGUUGAAGUACCAGCCUUAUUCAGCACUGCAGUAGCCACACAGGAGCAAGACCUUACGAGUGUGACCUGUGUGGAAAAGCCUUCAGGCAAAAAUCUGUUCUCAUUCAACACCAGGUAGUUCACACUGGAGAAAAGCCUUAUGAAUGCAGCAAGUGUGGCAAAUCCUUUAGCCAGCGCUCCAGCCUCAGCCUCCAUCAAAAGUUUCACACUACAGAGAGGCCCUAA